Acinonyx jubatus (cheetah) is the source of this 968-nucleotide messenger RNA. It is a transcript of the gene TPGS1, whose product is annotated as tubulin polyglutamylase complex subunit 1. Gene Ontology annotation, biological process: protein polyglutamylation. Lineage: Eukaryota; Metazoa; Chordata; Mammalia; Carnivora; Felidae. The coding region runs from base 26 to 901 and encodes 291 amino acids. The transcript has 2 exons. Gene Ontology annotation, molecular function: microtubule binding. The record is from RefSeq and is a predicted model, not a curated record.
UCCGGUCCCGCUGCCCUCAGCGAAGAUGGCGGCAGUGGAGAAGCGGCGGCCGGCCGUGGCUCCGGCGGCCAGUUUCCCCGACAGCGGCCGGCCGGCGGUGUCCCGGACAGCGGCAGCGACCGAGAGUGAGGAGGACUUCCUGCGGCAGGUCGGCGUGACGGAGAUGCUGCGCGCGGCUCUGCUGAAGGUGCUGGAGGCGCGGCCCGAGGAGCCGAUCGCCUUCCUGGCGCACUACUUCGAGAACAUGGGCCUGCGCUCGCCUGCAAACGGCGGCGCCGGGGAGCCCCCGGGCCAGCUCCUGCUGCAGCAGCAGCGCCUGGGCCGCGCGCUGUGGCACCUUCGCCUGGCUCACCACUCCCAGAGGACGGCCUUCAACAACAACGUCGGCGUGGCCUACGAGUGCCUGAGUGCCAGUGGGCGCAAGAAGAAGCCGGGGCUGGACGGGCGCACCUACAGCGAGCUGCUCAAGCGCAUCUGCCGGGACGGGGAAGCCCCCGAGGAGGUCGUCGCACCGCUGCUGCACAAGAUCCAGUGCCGGGACCAUGAGGCCGUGCCGCUGGACGUCUUCCGCGCCGGGAUGCUCACCUGCUUCGUGCUACUGGAGUUCGUGGCGCGGGCCGGCGCCCUCUACCAGCUGCUGGAGGACCCCACGCUGGCUGUGGCCGACCGCCGCGUGGGCCAGGCCGUGCUGGACACCCUGGAGGGGGCCCUGCAGGCCAGCGACGGAGCUGCUGUGCCUGCCUGCUUCCUGGAGGCUGGCUCGCGCCUGGGCCCCGACAGCCUGGCGCUGGCCAUGGACCGCGCCCUGGUGGCUCGGCGGCCCAGCUCCCCCAUGACCCGGGAGGAGUUCCUGGAGAAGGCUGCCGCCCUCUUCAUAGCCAAGGUCAAGCCGGUGGGCUGAGCGCCCACACGCCUUCCCUGCCUCCUCCCCCUGGGCGGCUGGAGGCACCACAAGGUGGUAGCCCACC